UCGCCCACAGGCUACGGCUACACCACGCCCCUCUCGGACGCGGGCAAGGCCUUCUGCAUCUUCUACGCGCUGCUGGGGGUCCCCUUCACCAUGCUGGUGCUGACGGCGACCGUGCAGCGCCUCACCAGCACCCUCUCCCCCAGGCCCCUGGAGGCCCUGGCCCUGCGACGGGGCUGCAGCCAGUGGGCCGCCUCCUGCGGGCACCUCGCGCUGCUGGCCCUGGUGGUGCUGGCCGCCUUCUUCCUGGUGCCCGCGGCCGUCUUCAGCACGCUGGAGGAGUCCUGGAGCUACCUGGACGCCUUCUACUUCUGCUUCAUCUCCCUCUGCACCAUUGGCCUGGGGGACUAUGUGCCUGGCGAGCAGCCGGGGCAGCAGCUGCGCCCCCUCUACAAGCUGUCCAUCACAGUUUACCUGCUCCUGGGACUGACGGCCAUGCUCCUGCUGCUCCAGACCUUCCACAGGCUGGCCGACCGGCACGGCCUGACUGACCUGGUCCUCCUGCCCCAGGACCCGCCCCAUGCUGACCACGAGCGCAUCCCGGAGGCCCAGGACCCUCCCUUGGAGCCGGGCCAGUCAGAGGAGGAGCCGGUGCAGCGGAGCUCGGCGGGGCGGGCCACCUACGCCUCCAUCGGCAGAUAGCCGCAGGCAUCCGAGCCGCCUUCUGCACUGCUCCCCACAGCCGGCAAGAGACGCUUCAGGCCACCAGCUGCCCUUGCCUUGGGUGUUUCUCUGUCCCUUGCCAGCCCUGGAGGUUUCCAUCCAGCGGGUUGAAGCUUCCUGACCUUUCAGUCACCGGGAGGUCGGGAACGCCCCUUCUCUAGAAGUUGGAGAAGUUCUGGCUCUGAGCCCAAGCAGCUUCUCAGAUUUUAUGGGGGCUGCUGCUGCUCGUGAGUCUCAGGUUCACCUUUGUCAGAAACUCAGCCUUUCCCUGCUGCCCACCUGCCCUUCCACCUGGCUGGCCAGGUGGGCACCGCGGAGGAAUUCGGGAGGCGGCUCCUGUGCCGCCGAGCCUUCGGCUGCCGUGCAGUCCUCUCGGGGGACGGCUGCUUUCCCCACUCCACCCCAGCAUCCGCGUGCCAUCUUGCGCAGUUAAUUUAAUACAGUUAUGAAAGC
This is a messenger RNA of Varanus komodoensis (Komodo dragon), 1113 nucleotides long. It is a transcript of the gene KCNK6, whose product is annotated as potassium two pore domain channel subfamily K member 6. Gene Ontology annotation, molecular function: potassium ion leak channel activity. Gene Ontology annotation, biological process: potassium ion transmembrane transport; stabilization of membrane potential. Gene Ontology annotation, cellular component: membrane. Bases 91 to 639 code for a protein of 182 amino acids. The record is from RefSeq and is a predicted model, not a curated record. The transcript has 2 exons. NCBI's taxonomy places the organism in Eukaryota, Metazoa, Chordata, Lepidosauria, Squamata, Varanidae.